Molecule: messenger RNA, 1306 nt
Organism: Esox lucius (northern pike)
Lineage: Eukaryota; Metazoa; Chordata; Actinopteri; Esociformes; Esocidae
Gene: med20
Product: mediator complex subunit 20
Exons: 4
Coding region: 272-907 (211 amino acids)
Biological process (GO): regulation of transcription by RNA polymerase II
Cellular component (GO): mediator complex
Molecular function (GO): transcription coactivator activity
Source: RefSeq, a predicted model, not a curated record
GAAACCGGAACUAUAUAUAUUUUUUUAAUCACAUGGUGUUGGCUGGAAAGUAUACAACUGAGCUAUUUGUCAAAUUCCCGUGAAAUGUAUUCUUAUCUGAAUUUUAGCUAACCAUGUACCUAACUUCUGUAUCUCCUUAACCGUUCUUACUCGCUGCGUAAUUGAACUUAAUUUGCUACGCCCCUCUUAUAAAAGGUGUAUACUUUCUAGUCAAAACAAUACCGCUCCGUGUCAAAUUUCGUGAUAAGAGAAUAACACACAUCUUGAAUCAAUGGGGGUGACCUGUGUGUGUCAGUUGCCUUUGGCAGAGGGAAAGAGUGUGCAGCAGACAAUAGACCUUCUGCACAAGAAGUUGGAACAGUUGGGCGCUGUGAAGCAAGGAAGCUUCACUGUGGACUGUGAGACAUACCACGCCACAGGAAAUGCCAGUGGCCAGCCCACCAAACUUCUGUAUGUGAUGCAUAAUUCAGAAACCCCCCUGAGCUGCAUAGCUCUGUUUGAAGGGGGUCCCUGCCUCACAGCAGAUGGAAACUUUGACGUGCUAAUGAUUAAACUGAAAAGCCACUUUCAAAAUGCCAAAGGGCACAAAGUUGAGAGCCGUGGCUCCCGCUACCGCUACUGUGAUUUCCUGAUAAAGGUUGGCGCAGUAACAAUGAGCUCCAGUGCAAGGGGUAUUUCAGUAGAGGUGGAGUACUGUCCAUGUGUAGUACCAGGAGACUGCUGGAACCUGAUGAAAGAGUUCAUGCAAAGCUUCCUGGGCCCCAGCAUCCCAGAGCUUCCCUCUGUGUUCUCCAGCAAGCCUGAGGGCCUCUAUGCUCCUGUAGACUGUGUUGACACUAUGACUCAGUACCUGGAAAUGUUCAGCAAAGUGCGCAAACAGCAGGUGCUACCAGGGACCACACGUUGAAUUCUCCAUUGGGAGCAGGAGAGGUCUGGAGCAUUUCUGCUGAUGAAGGGGCACCAAUAGGACUAUGGUACCCAACAACCUAGUUCAUUUUGAGUCACACUGAUAUGUGUAACAUACAUUUUACUGAACAUCAGUACAUCUCACUGAUUAAAGGCUUUUACAACUACUGCAAGGAAUUGCACAUGCCAAAAGUUAGAUCAAAAGAUUGCUGGUUUAAGUCUCUUCAAACUCUUGUCAGAAGAUAUUCUGUCUCAAAUCUGGAUUAUACUUGUAAGUGUUUGAAGAUUUAGAUACUACUGUUUUAUAUUGGCUUUAUAGUCAGACUAGUUGGCUAUUUGGAUACAUUUUUCAAUAACACUUGUUUUUUUUUAUUAAUAAACCUAUUAUUGUAAAUAUUAA